CCUUCCCGGGGCUCUCAAAGGAGCCACUGCUGCCUUUGUCCAGUCCUGCUACUGGAUGCCAUCAUCGGCCCGCGACUGCCCACUGCUUGCCAUGCCUGAGGAGACCCAAGAAGACUCCGUGGAGCCAAUGAUGCCCAGCCAGAGGAGCAGGGGGCCAUUGGCCCCCAACCAUGUGCAUGAGGUACGCCUGCACCGGGUGGAGUCCAUCAGCGACCUACAUAGUGGAGCAGGCACACUGCGCCCCUAUCUAACUGAAGAGGCACGGCCGUGGGAUGAGCUGCUGGGCGUUUUGCCGCCGUCACUGUGUGCCCAGGCUGGCUGCAGCCCUGUGUACAGACGAGGAGGGUUCCUGCUGCUGCUCGCGCUGCUGGUGCUCACUUGCCUGGCGCUCGCACUCCUGGCUGUCUACCUGAGCGUGCUGCAGAGUGAAUCCCUGCGCAUCCUGGCACACACACUCCGCACGCAGGAGGAGACACUACUCAAACUCCGCUUGGCCAGCCUCAGCCAGCUUCGGAGGCUCAACUCCAGUGAGGCCCAAGCACCCAGCUGAGAUGCUAUUUGGAUCUGGGGCCUGAGGGUGUGUGUGUGGGGGAGAAUAAAGUGGCUAUGGGCAGGUCUCUCCUUCCCUACUGCUGGCUGCCACAUCUA
Nomascus leucogenys (northern white-cheeked gibbon) is the source of this 648-nucleotide messenger RNA. RefSeq names its product leucine rich single-pass membrane protein 2 (gene LSMEM2). The record is from RefSeq and is a predicted model, not a curated record. Lineage: Eukaryota; Metazoa; Chordata; Mammalia; Primates; Hylobatidae.